Sodiomyces alkalinus F11 is the source of this 786-nucleotide messenger RNA. RefSeq lists its product as hypothetical. NCBI's taxonomy places the organism in Eukaryota, Fungi, Ascomycota, Sordariomycetes, Glomerellales, Plectosphaerellaceae. The transcript has a single exon. Bases 192 to 671 code for a protein of 159 amino acids. The record is from RefSeq and is a predicted model, not a curated record.
AGUCGCGGCAUUCGGGCCGAUAGUCCGCUUCCUGCCACAGAACGAAACGGACAGUACGGAGUAGCAGCCCCUCGGACGAGAACGAGAGAACUACGCCCGAAAGAGGGAGUGGGUGGGCUGCGUUAGUGGAAGGAAGAGAAUUACAAUUACCCCAAUGCAUUCGGAGUGGUCACCUCGACGAGGAGACGAAAAUGACGAUCCGGACAAGGGGGGGUUUCUCGCUCAUUUCCGUUCGAUUUUAUUUUUCAUGUUUUUUUCCCUUUUUCUCGGACAAAGUACGGGAAAGCAUGCGUUACCACCCGCAUUUUUUGCACAUAUACCCCAGUUGGCAAAGAUCAGCAAUCAACGGAUUUUUUUAUAUUUUUUUUUUCUGGUUUUCUUCUUCCUCGCGAUGUACGAAUAAAUGGGAUGGGCUGUACGAAGAGGGCGGAUUGGAGGGCGGAUUGGAUGGGCUGGUGGUAUCGCGGAGGGAUGGACGCGGUUACCGCUCCGCACACCCUAAUGACAAAACUGACGACUCGGUGGUGUUUUUUGUCAAUUGGGAGGGAAAAUGUCUUGACUUUUUCAUUUUUCCCCUUGCUUUCUUAAUUUCUUAUUCGGGGGUUCUUUUCUUCUUCUUUUUUUUUUUUUCUUUUUGGCUUCAAACACGGGACCAUGUUGGGUAUGUGUAGCUUUAAUUUCAUGCGUAUAUUGGGGAGGGGGGUGGAAUUCUGAGUGAAAUGGCGAAACGGCGGCCGGCUGGCUCUUGGUCCUGUACCGGUCUUCAGGGAAGACUGGGCGAGAGAA